Chinchilla lanigera (long-tailed chinchilla) is the source of this 1651-nucleotide messenger RNA. RefSeq names its product Bet1 golgi vesicular membrane trafficking protein (gene Bet1). The transcript is spliced from 4 exons. NCBI's taxonomy places the organism in Eukaryota, Metazoa, Chordata, Mammalia, Rodentia, Chinchillidae. Gene Ontology annotation, biological process: vesicle fusion with Golgi apparatus; endoplasmic reticulum to Golgi vesicle-mediated transport. The record is from RefSeq and is a predicted model, not a curated record. Gene Ontology annotation, cellular component: SNARE complex; Golgi trans cisterna. The coding region runs from base 157 to 513 and encodes 118 amino acids. Gene Ontology annotation, molecular function: SNAP receptor activity.
CGGCGCGGUAGUUAGUCUCCACUGUUGUCGUGGCGCUUUGGGACAAGAAGUUGGUGUUCCACGGGGGCGGUGGGACUGAACUCGCGGUGCUGUAACCCCCGACCCUUAACGACCCAGUCUCCUCUCGCCCACCAUUUGGCUUACCCCUUUGGCAGGAUGAGGCGUGCGGGCCUGGGUGAAGGAGCCCCGCCCGGCAGCUACGGGAACUACGGCUAUGCUAAUAGUGGGUACAGCGCCUGUGAAGAAGAAAACGAGAGGCUCACUGAAAGUCUGAGAAGCAAAGUAACUGCUAUAAAAUCUCUUUCCAUUGAAAUAGGCCAUGAAGUUAAAAAUCAGAAUAAAUUAUUAGCUGAAAUGGACUCGCAAUUUGAUUCUACAACUGGAUUUCUAGGUAAAACUAUGGGAAAACUGAAGAUUUUAUCCAAAGGGAGCCAAACAAAGCUUCUGUGCUAUAUGAUGCUGUUUUCAUUGUUUGUCUUUUUUGUCAUUUACUGGAUCAUUAAACUGAGGUGAUGCAUUUAGGUGUGCAUUUGAAAUUUGUGCCAACUGAUAGCUUGGUAUCAUUUUGAUAAAAAUCAGCCUCAAGACAUUACUAAUUUUCAAAUUCUGUGGGCUUUUCCAUUGAAAAUUACAAAAUUUUCCCUGUUUAUAGAUCACAUUAGAUGAUACAGUGCUCCUUGAGUACCAUUUCUUAUUAACUCAUCUACACCCCUAUUUUCAGGGGUUUUGAGAUCACCCAGAGUCAGUGUGGCUUAACCACUGUUUUUUCCAUUGUUUGCUGUCGCAUGAAAUAGCAGUCUAUUGCUACCAUAACUAGAGGUUAAGGUUCCAUUUAAGGAAAUCAGUGGGAGAGGACCCGAAUGCCCGCAGAGCCUGAAUCGGAGCUCUUGAGGUAGUGAGCCCGCCCGUGAUGGAAUGGUGACUGUUUUCCUUGGCUUUCAUCAGCUGUGAUGGUCCGUCCCAGCGGUGGUGAACCUGUGGCACGCGUGCCAUAUCGUCGUCGUGUGUACCACUGCACGCUCUAAAAGGUUCACCUUCCCUGGUCUGUGCUUCCGUCCUCUUUUAUUUGAUUAAAACUGGAGUCCAAUUUCUUUUUACCUGCAGUCUUCUUAAUGAUGUUUGAUUAUACGGUUCCUCUUCACUCUUCCUCCAAGGCCUCCUUUAAUAAAGCUUUUUAUUCUGGCAUAUUUCUAAUAGGGCCCAAUAUACAUGUGUGUGUCAGUGUAGUUAUUUUAAAAGUUUCAUUGACUUGACUUAUAAUAUUUUAUGAUUUUAACUGUUUAGGUAGGACAUUUUAUUACCAUUUGUGACCGAAUAAUAUGAAGUUAAGUAAUUGCUAAGCUCUGAGAGGAAAUAAAGUGUUGAAGCAUAAUUAAUUGUCCCUUUUAUUAUAUGCUGUAAAUAGUGAAAAUACUCAGGCACAGAACUUGGAGUUAAAAGGAUUGUUGCUUUCAUGCAGUGUAUAUGUUUCUAGGAAGAAAAACACGAAGGUGAAUUGUUGAGUAAAAAUGAAUUGCUAAAAUACUGUAAAAUAUUCAAUGAAAUACUAUAAUUGUAAAAUACGAUAAAAUAUUGUAAAAUAUUGUAUUGCUACUAUUUUAGAAUUUACCUAUGUAUAGGUUCCAGUUAAUAAAUUUUUUAUUGAAAUACA